AUGAACAUUGAAGCAGACAGUCUCAGUAGAAAUCCAGUCCUGGAAAAUAAUGAUGAUGAUGAAGAGAUUUUAAAAAUUGUUAAUCUCAUAACACUAGACGAUAUAAAAGCAGAUCAGCACAAAAAUGAGAAAAUCUGGAAAAUAAAAAAUAAGUUAAUUGAAAGAAAUGGGAUACUAUACAAAAAGAAUCGAAACAAGGUUAAAAUUAUACUAUCUGAAGAAGCUAGUGUCAAGCUAAUAAAAGAAGUACAUACUGAAUGGUGCCAUUUAGGGAUAAAUCAAAUGAUAAAUAAAAUUAGUCCUUAUUAUACAGCAAAAGGUCUAACAAGAAACAUAAAAAAAAUAUGCAAGGAUUGUGAAACUUGUAUUAAAAAUAAAUCUAGAAGCCAAAAUAAAAUUGGUUUACUUUCACAUCUGGGACCAGCAUCAAAACCAUUCCAGAUCAUGUCCAUUGAUACAAUUGGUGGCUUUGGAGGACAAAGAUCGACAAAGAAAUAA
This is a messenger RNA of Leptosia nina, 498 nucleotides long. Lineage: Eukaryota; Metazoa; Arthropoda; Insecta; Lepidoptera; Pieridae. The record is from the annotation of a GenBank genome assembly.